UUUUGAGAAAGCACAACAGAGAAACAAACUUAUCGAGGUCUCCCUGGCUGGCCAGGGCAGUCUAGAAGAACCAUGCCCAGUGCCCAAGGAUUCACCGUCAGUCUGGUAACUGCGGAUGGCCAGGAGUUCGCCGAAUACGGAAACCAAAAGCUCCCCGGAUCAGCCAGCAAAAGCUCAACCGUGAGCACCAAGGUUCGAGCCAAAGACGGAGAGAAGUUCAAAGUGAAGAUCAAAGUUGAGCAGCCGUUCCCUUACCCGGAGAAAAAGGCCAACAACACCAAUGCUUUCAAACCUCUCGCCAGCAGUAUUUCCAGGUACAAUCUAAGAUCAUCGGGAAAGGCUCUGGGAGGCAACGGCAAUGGCAACGGCAACGGAAGUGCGAGUGACAACUGGACCAACAAUAACAGAAGUAACACACUUCCGCCGAAACCAAACUUCGAGAAGCCUCCAUACCGAUUCGUCGUAUGGGUCUACAUUGACGGACACGAGAUGGCCGAAUGUUGUGAAUUUGUCGCGACCGAACCCAAUUCCCCGCAGGUGCUGAACGGACGAUACACCACGGUCAACUGGAGACGAAGAAACGGAAACCUCAAGCACGAAGUCAUCAUCCAAGAAUGGAUGUUCACCCCCGUGGGCAUCGAGGUGCUCCUCUCCAAAAUGGACAUUGGCGCAGCUGAUCCUGCUACCCGUCCAAGCGACGCCAUGGACCAGGAACUCGACGACGUGAUUCAGUCGCUGGAAGACGUCAACAAGCCCGAAGUUAAGAAAAACAAGCCGGGACAGAUUGAAGUUCGUAUUACUCGCAUUGUAGACCUGGGCAGUGGAAAAAAGGGUGGUGACUGGCGCCGAGAUGGUGAACGAAAUAGUGCGGCAAAAGACGUCGACGACAACAACACUCACACAGUUGGGGUCGGCGAAAAGCCAAGAGACAAGCUAUCCUUUACGCCUCAUGCGUGGCGUCCUUACGAUGACACAGAGGAGUAUUAUGCCAGAUUUGUCUUUCAGUACAUGGGGAUUGAGAAAUUGGUCAACCUUGGUUUAUGCACCCCGGAUGGUCAGGUCGUAACAACAACAACAACGGAGCAGAAACCACAAGGCCAAAAUGCCGCGGGAAGUGGGAGCAGUCCUCUCGCCUCGAACACUGGUACCGAUAGUACAGGCUCACAUCUAACUCCACUCAAGCGCCCUAUCGAUUCAGAUUUGUUCAAAAAGGACGGCAACAAGGUCAAGGUCACAUCAGAGGAACAUAUGUGCUUGAGUGAUGAGGAUCAGUCAGCCGGAGAAGAGUCGUCCUCAAGCGACGAAAGUGAUCGCCCUCGAAAGCGCCAUGAGUCUAUCGCUGACACUGAGAAAUCCAAGCCGUGGGAUUUCACCCGCAAGCGCAAGCCCUUGGUUAGCAGCAGGUCUUACAACAAGAAGUCAUCGGUGGUGAAGGGUCCUCGCAGCAGCAGCAACAGAAGCAGCACCAGCCCUGGCAGUGACGGCAGCAAUACUAGGAGUAUUACUUCGCUUCCGCAGGAUGUUGUUGUGAAACUUGAAAGCCCGAGUCAGAUGGAUCCAAACUUGAAGGCGACAGACGCAGCCGCAGCCGCAGCCGUCACGGUGGGGGGACAGAUCGGGCAGAUCGGGCGAGUGGAGCCAGAUGGGACAAGCGAGGCCGAUCAUGCACAGACGAUGAAUCAGGAGGCAGAGGCAUCACUGACAUCGGCGGAGCCUAAUUUGAAGGUUGAACUUGAAGACGAAACUGGUGGAGACAUCGAAUAG
Molecule: messenger RNA, 1764 nt
Organism: Exophiala dermatitidis NIH/UT8656
Lineage: Eukaryota; Fungi; Ascomycota; Eurotiomycetes; Chaetothyriales; Herpotrichiellaceae
Exons: 1
Coding region: 73-1764 (563 amino acids)
Source: RefSeq, a predicted model, not a curated record